CCCUCGUUUCUCUCUCCCCGCCUCCUCCGCGGCAGCUGAGCGCCAAACUCAAACUCUAUCAGGACCCAGACGCCUUUCAGGCUAGUACGGAGGGCCGGGCCUGUUGGGCUUUUCCGCACACCGGCCGGGGCAACGGGCGAACAUGAGCGAAGUUCUGUUCCAGCAACUAGUCCCGUUGCAGGUGAAAUGCAAAGACUGCGAGGAGAGGAGAGUAAGUGUUAGAGUGAGCAUUGAACUACAAUCAGUUUCUAAUCCAGUUCACAGAAAGGAUUUAGUUAUCCGUCUGACUGAUGAUACGGAUCCAUUUUUCCUGUAUAACCUUGUUAUAUCUGAGGAAGAUUUUCAAAGUUUAAAAUUCCAGCAAGGUCUUCUGGUAGACUUCUUAGCUUUUCCACAAAAAUUUAUAGAUCUCCUUCAGCAAUGUACUCAAGAACAUGCCAAAGAAAUUCCAAGGUUUUUGCUACAGUUAGUUUCUCCAGCAGCUAUUUUGGAUAACUCACCUGCAUUUUUAAAUGUGAUAGAGACAAAUCCUUUUAAGCAUCUUACACACCUUUCACUAAAACUUUUACCUGGGAGUGAUGUGGAGAUAAAGAAAUUUCUAGCAGGCUGUUUAAAAUGUAGCAAGGAAGAAAAAUUAUCUUUGACGCAUUCACUAGAUGAGGUUACUAGGCAACUGAACUUCACACAAAAGACAUUAUCAGAAAAGAUCCAAGAAUUAGAUAAGUUACGGAAUGAAUGGGCAUCACACACAGCAGCACUGACAAAUAAGCAUUCUCAGGAACUGACAAAUGAGAAGGAAAAAGCCUUGCAGGCACAAGUUCAAUAUCAACAGCAGCAUGAACAACAGAAAAAAGAUUUAGAAGUCGUCCAUCAACAAAAUAUUCACCAGCUACAAAACAGGUUGUCUGAAUUAGAAGCAGCUAAUAAAGACCUAACUGAAAGGAAAUAUAAAGGAGACUCCACUAUUAGAGAACUUAAAGCAAAACUUUCUGGUGUCGAAGAGGAGCUACAGCGGACUAAGCAAGAAGUACUCUCUUUGCGAAGAGAGAAUUCUACACUAGAUGCUGAAUGCCAUGAGAAAGAAAAGCAUAUUAAUCAGCUACAGACAAAAGUGGCAGUUUUAGAACAGGAAAUCAAAGAUAAGGAUCAGCUUGUUUUAAGAACAAAAGAAGCAUUUGAUACAAUCCAGGAGCAAAAGGUGGUUUUAGAAGAAAAUGGUGAGAAAAAUCAGGUACAACUAGGAAAACUUGAAGCUACAAUAAAAUCAUUAUCAGCAGAACUUCUGAAGGCAAAUGAAAUUAUAAAGAAGUUACAAGGGGAUCUGAAAACUCUAAUGGGUAAAUUGAAACUGAAGAAUACAGUUACUGUUCAGCAAGAAAAACUCUUGGCUGAGAAGGAGGAAAAAUUACAAAAGGAACAAAAGGAAUUACAAGAUGUUGGACAGUCUCUCCGAAUUAAAGAGCAAGAGGUAUGCAAAUUACAAGAACAAUUAGAAGCUACAGUUCAAAAACUUGAAGAAAGCAAACAGCUUCUAAAAAAUAAUGAAAAGUUAAUCACAUGGUUAAAUAAAGAGCUAAAUGAAAAUCAGCUAGUGAGAAAGCAAGAUGUAUUGGGACCUUCUACCACUCCACCUGCACAUUCUAGCAGCAAUACAAUCAGAAGUGGAAUUUCUCCUAACCUGAAUGUGAUUGAUGGUAGACUGACUUACCCAACUUGUGGGAUUGGUUAUCCUGUCUCCUCUGCGUUUACGUACCAGAACACCUUUCCUCAUCCAAUGUCUUCCAAAAAUAACAUCCAACCGGUUUCAGGACCAAAGGUUCAGUUUAAUUUGCAGUUUACAAAACCAAAUACACUGCUAGGAGAUGUCCAGUCAGGAGCAACUAUGAGUAUACCUUGCUCAAAUGAUAAGGAAAAUGGUGAAAAUUUAGGGCUGGAAUCCAAAUACCUGAAGAAAAGGGAAGAUAGUAUUCCUUUACGUGGUCUCAGCCAGAAUCUAUUUAGUAACUCAGACUACCAGAAAGAUGGCACUCUCGGAGCAUUACAAACUUCCAAACCCACAGUGCACCCUGCUACAUCUUCAGCAUAUUUCCCUGGGCAGUUACCAAACAGUUAAUUCUAGUGUUGUCUUUUACUUUUUUACUGACAUUUUAGUAACUCUGGUGGUUUAAAAAUAUGUUAACAUAAAUCAGAUCCCAAAGAAGCAAGUUUUAAAUUUUACUUGAACUACUGUUAGAUUCUUUGGCUUCUUUUAAGUAAGUACUGCUGUCAUUUAUGGCAGACACUUUAUAGGAACAAAUUUGUACUUGGGGAUUGGUAAAGGUUUGGAGUAAAUGAUAUUUUUUGGUUUGUGAACAUGGGUGUUUUAUAGAAUCAUAGUAGUAUGAAUUUUAUUAAACUAAUCCAUAGAAAUUCAGUUCUAAGGAAAUAGAUGAUCUUUGUAAGGGACAUUCUAAUCAUAUUGAAAAUCUGGGUAAAUUUAAACCUUCUCAGAACAUAAAAGUGUAAGGGCCGGCCCGUGGCUCACUUGGGAGAGUGUGGUGCUGAUAACACCAAG
Messenger RNA from Galeopterus variegatus (Sunda flying lemur), 2554 nucleotides. It is a transcript of the gene SASS6, whose product is annotated as spindle assembly 6 homolog (C. elegans). The transcript is spliced from 17 exons. Gene Ontology annotation, cellular component: centriole; centrosome. Gene Ontology annotation, biological process: centriole replication. Bases 143 to 2113 code for a protein of 656 amino acids. The record is from RefSeq and is a predicted model, not a curated record. Lineage: Eukaryota; Metazoa; Chordata; Mammalia; Dermoptera; Cynocephalidae.